ACCCUUUUCACUUCAAGCAUUCAAAAAUGGCUUCUCACAAACUUUCUUCUUUUGUGUUCUUUCUUUUGUUGGGUAUUGGAGUUUCUUCUGCAGCUAGAACUCUCUUAACUUAUGCUGACGGAGAAUCGGUGAAUAUUCCUGCAUUUGCUUAUGGUGCAGGCAAUGGUGCAGGCGGUGGUAGUGGUGGUGGAUAUGGUCCACUUGGUGGUCAUGGUGGUGGAGGAGGAUAUGGAGGUGGAGGCGGCAGUAGCUAUGGUUCUGAAGGACAAUAUGGUGUUGGAGGCUAUGGAAGUGGAGGUGGAGGUGGAAGUGGAGGUGGUGGAGGAUAUGGUCCUAGUGGUGGGUAUGGUGGCGGAGGAGGCGGUGGGAGUGGCGGUGGUUCUGCUUAUGGUCAUGGUGGUUCUGCCUAUGGAGGUGGGGGAGGAGGUGGUGAAGGAGUUGGUUAUGGUCCUGGUGGUGGUGGAUAUGGAGGAGGUGGUGGGAAUGGUGGUGGAGCCGGCUAUGGUCCUAGUGGAGGUGGAUAUGGUCCGGGAGGAGGUAAUGGAUACGGAGGUGUAGGGUAUGGUGGAGGUGGUGGUAGUGGAGGUGGUGUUGGCUAUGGUCUUGGAGGUGGAGGGUACGGAGGAGGUGGUGGAAAUGGAGGUGGAGCUGGGUAUGGUCCUGGAGGUUCAGGAUAUGGAGGAGGUGGUGGAAAUGGCGGUGGGGCAGGGUACGGUCAUGAAGNUGGGUAUGGUCCUGGAGGUUCAGGAUAUGGAGGAGGUGGUGGAAAUGGCGGUGGGGCAGGGUACGGUCAUGAAGGUGCUGGAUAUGGAGGAGGUGGUGGAAAUGGCGGCGGGGCAGGAUAUGGUCAUGAAAGUGGAGGAUAUGGAGGGGGAGGUGGAAGUGGCGGUGGGGCAGGGUACGGUCAUGAAGGUGCUGGAUACGGUGGAGGAGGUGGAAAUGGUGGUGGGGCAGGGUAUGGUCAUGAAGGUGCUGGAUACGGUGGGGGUGGUGGAAAUGGUGGUGGGACAGGGUACGGUCAUGAAGGUGCUGGAUACGGUGGGGGUGGUGGAAAUGGUGGUGGGGCAGGAUACGGUCAUGAAGGUGGAGAAUAUGGGGGUGGUGCUGGAUAUGGCAGUGGAGGAGGUGAAGGGAAUGGUUCGGGGUAUGGCGGAGAACAUGGAAAAGGCUAUGGCGGUGGUGGUGGAAGUGGCGGUGGUGGAGGAGCAGGAAAUGGGUCAGGAGGAGAAUAUGGCUCUGGUUAUGGAAGUGGAGCAGGUGGGGGACAUGGUGCAGGAGGAGGAAGUAGCGGCGGAGGAAGUGGAGGAGGAUCGGGAUAUGGUGGAGGAAGCGCACCUGGAGGUGCAUAUGGUGGACAUGAAGAAGGCAGUGGGAACGGAGGAGGAGGUGGUAGCGGCCAAGGCGGUGGCCAUGGUGGAUAUGCACCUUGAAAUUUCCUUAUAGAUAUAUAUUAUAUACCAUUAUAAAAGAAACAAAAAGGGCAGAUACAUAUGAACAUUUAUCCUUCUUUCCCUAAGUAUUCAAAAUAUAUAUAUAUAUAAAUUAAAGAUUGGGAAAAGGGGUUAAUUAUAAAAUAUAUGCUAAGAGAAGUGUGAUGUUAAAAUGGGAACUCUUGUAAGUUGGACCUUCCCCUUCUCCAUAUUUUAUUCAAGUAAAAAAUUGUUGGUUCUCUCUUGUUUUGACAAACAAA
This is a messenger RNA of Benincasa hispida (wax gourd), 1690 nucleotides long. RefSeq lists its product as uncharacterized. The record is from RefSeq and is a predicted model, not a curated record. Lineage: Eukaryota; Viridiplantae; Streptophyta; Magnoliopsida; Cucurbitales; Cucurbitaceae.